AUGCGGACAAGAAGUCCUUCCACCGGUAGAGGAAGGACUCCGAGGGAGGAGGAGGAGGACGAGCAGCUUGCUGAGGAGGUCAGCAUUAAUGAAGAGGACAAUCUAAACCUGGGACCUUCCAUCUCAGCUGAAACCAACAGGCGGGAUGAAGCUGAAGAGGCCAAGGCCAAGGUGCUGGCAGAGGAGCAGAACAGAAAGACAGACAGCAAAACUUCCUUUGCUAUCACCAACACGGCUGUUAACUCUGUCCAGCCCAACAGAUGGUCUCCUCCAAAUCGCAAGCGACCAGCCAAUGAAAGAGCAGGAGAUGAUUAUUAUUACAAGAAAUUCAAGAAGAUGAAGGCACUGGAAAUAAGACGGCCUCCUCUUCCUUUAGAACGGUCUGCUGCAAAUCGCAAACGCCCGCUCAGCGAAAAAACAGAAGAUGAUUAUGACAAACUCAAGAAGAUUUCUGAAGAGGCCAAGGCCAAGGUGCUGGCAGAGGAGGAGAACAAAAAGAAAGACAGGAAAACUUCCUUUGUUAUCACCAACACGGCUGUUAACUAUGUCCAGCCCAACAGAUGGUCUCCUCCAAAUCGCAAACGUCCAGCCAAUGAAAGAGCAGCAGAUGAUUAUUAUUACAAGAAAUUUAAGAACAUGAACGGACAGGAAACAAGACGGCCUCCUCUUCCUUUAGAACAAUCUGCUGCAAAUCGCAAACGCCCGCUCAGCGAAAAAACAACAGAUGAUUAUGACAAAUUCAAGAAGAUCUGUAGACGAUACGCAAACAUAAAAAACACCACCUCAACUGAAGAGGCCAAGGCCAAGGUGCUGGCAGAGGAGGAGAACAAAAAGAAAGACAGGAAAACUUCCUUUGUUCACACCAAUAUGGCUGUUAACUAUGUCCAGCCCAACAGAUGGUCUCCUCCAAAUCGCAAGCGACCAGCCAAUGAAAGAGCAGGAGAUGAUUAUUAUUACAAGAAAUUCAAGAAGAUGAAGGCACUGGAAAUAAGACGGCCUCCUCUUCCUUUAGAACGGUCUGCUGCAAAUCGCAAACGCCCGCUCAGCGAAAAAACAGAAGAUGAUUAUGACAAACUCAAGAAGAUUUGUAGACAAUACUGA
Molecule: messenger RNA, 1101 nt
Organism: Gavia stellata (red-throated loon)
Lineage: Eukaryota; Metazoa; Chordata; Aves; Gaviiformes; Gaviidae
Product: splicing factor C9orf78 homolog
Exons: 8
Coding region: 1-1101 (366 amino acids)
Biological process (GO): mRNA splicing, via spliceosome
Cellular component (GO): spliceosomal complex
Source: RefSeq, a predicted model, not a curated record